AUGGCUUUAGUGGUGUUCAUUUUACUGCUAUUUGCUACCGAAGUUCACUCAUUUUUUGAUCUUUUUGGAAAGUAAGUGAACGUCUUGAGUUUUUUUUGAUAUAACCUGAUUUGUUUUAGUCAUAUCCCACUUUUUCCUGCAUGUGGUCCCCUUUGCAACGGCUUAGGUUUACCUCAACUACCUAAUUUGUUUCAACCAUCUCAAUAUGCUGCUCCUCGAGCGCCACCUAUCGGUUAUCCAAAUCCACUCGACGCCUAUCCAACAGUUCCGCCGUUAAUUCCAGUUCCAGCCCAAUAUAUUCCACCACCACCUCCCGCACCAAUAGUUGUUCCACAAUAUGUAAAAACUGUGAGAGUUCCACCAAGUGGGGGAAAUAUGAUGAUUUAUCCCACAAAUCUACCACAGUCAACAAUUAUGAGAACGACUGGUGGCGGAGCGACUGGAAGUAUUUUUGAAAAGGUUGUGAUUGCUGCCACAGAAAAACCAUUGAUUCGAACGACUGUUGUUGCUAUGAAAACUAAUAAGAAAGUUCGACCGGUUAAAGUGAAAACAUCAACUCCAUUGCCAAUUUCGACAAAUAAAACGUCAGGAAUUCCACCAUCUGGAAUAACCUUCAUCGAAACUGAAGAAGGCUUGAAAGAAGUGAAGACUGGAAAUAAAAUAAUUGUGCAAACUGCAACUGGACCCAAGGAAGUUCUUCUCACUGGAAAAUCAACAAAAACUGCCACGAAAUCGGUGAUAAUUCAAACACCAGAUGGUCCCAAAAAGAUUUUUGUAGCAGACGAUGAUCGACAGAAACAAACAAUUGUUGUUCAAACUCCAGAUGGGAUUAAAGAAAUUGUGGUAGCUAAAAAUAGUGGUAAACCUCUUGUUAUUCAAACUCCCGAAGGACCGAAAAAAAUCACAGUUAUUGAAACCGCAUCUUCUGGAUCAGGACGAUCGGUCAUAAUUCAAACACCAAAUGGUUUGAAAGAAGCAAUAUUGACUGAUGCGGGACCAGCUACAGGACCAGCAACAGGAAGAUCUGUUAUUGUUCAAACUGCUGGAGGAGAGCGAGAAAUUAUUGUUGUUGAGAAUGGAAAACCUGCCGGGGCAGGACCAAUUGUCAUCAAAACUCCUGAUGGUUUGAAACAAGUUGUUUUGACAGCAGCUGAAAAUCCUGGAAGAAAAGUGAUUGUUCAAACAUCUGAAGGAUUUAAAGAAGCAAUUCUUACGGAAACAUCACCAUCAAUAAACAGUUCACUGACUUCAACUGGUAAAUCUUUGAUUCUUCAAACAUCUGAAGGACUCAAAGAAGUCAUUAUAUCUGAAACUGGAACAGUUCCACUGAAACUUGGAAAUGGUCCAAUCGUUAUUCAAACACCAGAAGGGCCAAGAGAAGUUAUUUUGUCAGGAUCUACUGAACCAACAAAAAUAACUGUUAAUACUUCUAAUGGAGUCAAGGAAGUUCCAGUGAAUCCAGCUGGAAAGACUGUUCUAAUUCAAACAGCUGAUGGGGUCAAAGAAGCAAUUGUGACAGAUAUUGGAACUGCGACUGGGCCAGUGACUGCAAGAACUGUUGUUAUUGAUACUGCCGAUGGCAAAAAAGAGAUUUUAGUUACCGAUUCUGGAAAACCAAUAACAUCUGAAAAUUCAAUUGUAAUUCAAACGCCAGACGGACCACGUGAAGUUGUUUUCAAAACAAAACCGGAAAGUGAUAGUGCAAAAAAUACAAUUUUUGUCAAAACUUCAGAUGGUUCACGUGAAGUUUCAUUCACUGGAAAUGGUUCUACUAGAACUGUGAUUGUUCAAACAGCUGAUGGUAUGAAAGAAGCAAUUCUUACUGAAGAGUCAUCUACUGCAACGUCUCCACCAAUUGCAAAAGAAGUUAUUAUUGAAACAUCAGAAGGUCCACGUCAUAUGAUUGUGACUGAUUCGGGAAAACCAGCGAUUGUGAUUGGUGAUGGACUUCCAGUUGUAGUUCAAACACCAGAUGGACCGAAAGAGGUCAUUUUGACAAAACCAGUGCCAAUCGCUACAACCGGAGCGACAUCAAAUGAAAGAACAGUUUUUGUUCAGACUCCAGAUGGAAUGAGAGAAGCUAUUUUGACUGAAACUGAUGUUGUUUCAUCUACAAAUGGACCAACACCAUUGGGAAGAACAGUUAUCAUCCAAACACCUGAAGGACCUAAAGAAAUAAUUGUACCAGAAACUGGAAAAUCAAAUAUUCCAAUUGGUUCGGGCCCAAUCAUUAUUCAAACUCCAAAUGGGCCAAGAGAAGUUAUUCUAACAAGUACUGAUUCUGAAGAUGUCGAAACUGCAAGAGAAAUCACUAUUCAAACAUCUGGUGGCCCAGAACAAGUUAUUGUGACUGAAUCAAAAGUGAAAGAACCGAUUUCAACACUUGUUAUUCAAACACCAGAUGGUCCGAAAAAAGUGACUUUGUAUAAUGCCGCAAAUGAUGAUAAAGUUGGAAGAAGAGUGUUUGUUCAAACAUCAGAUGGUUUGAAGGAAGCAAUUCUUCAAGAAUCCGAUGAUAUUAUAACUGGGCCACCUGCUGGAAAAUCAAUAACUGUUGAAACAUCUGAAGGACCAACUGAAGUUAUCAUAACUGAAAAUGAAACACCUGUUCUUGUUGAAACAUCGGAAGGAGAUUUGAAAGAGGUUAUUCUUAAAGAAUCGACCACUCCACUUGUCACAACAACUCCAUCAUUUUCUGGAGCUGGAGUUUCUUCACUCGGUGUAACUCGGCCAACAACAAACAAAAAAGGUUCAACAACUUAUAAAUAUGAUCUUGAUACAAACAAUGGCUAUGAUUCACAAAAAACCUCCUAUUCAGGAGAUGAUCUCGCAAAAACAUAUGAUUCCGCUGUGUCAAGUUUUGACCCUGCUAUUUAUGGUAAAGUUAGUGAAUUUUCCCUCGUUUUCAAGAACACCUUAAUAUUUUUGCCUAUUUCAGAUUGAAAUUGAGGCUUCCAACAUCGGCAACUCUUACCAUUAA
Molecule: messenger RNA, 2980 nt
Organism: Caenorhabditis angaria
Lineage: Eukaryota; Metazoa; Nematoda; Chromadorea; Rhabditida; Rhabditidae
Source: the annotation of a GenBank genome assembly